CACCAAAUCAAAUCUUCUUCAGCUCAAAAAGUGGUGAAAACAAGAUGAAGAGAGAAGGCCGGCAACAUGGGAUGGUGCGAACUUAUCCGAUCAUGCCAUCUCCGAUGAAUCCCGGGCCCAACAGCGCCUCCGCCGCCGUCGACGACUCACCGCCGCCGCCCACCGCCGGGGUCUUCACCAAGGUCUCCCGCAAGCCCACCAACCACUCCAAGUUCACCGGCAAAUGUAGGGUGCCACGGUGCAACGAGUGCCACAUCCACCCUUGUGGCAAGUCCAAGGACAAGGCCAAGGGGACCCACAAGUCUCGGGCCGGGUCCCACGACGUUGCGACCGGUCACCUCAUGUGGAGGCUCGCGGAUCGCCAACACGUGUCUGAUUCUGAUGGGUUGUCAUCGGCUACGGAGAUUUCAGGGUAUUUGGUGGCGAGCAACGAAUACAAUGAUGAUGACAUAUGGUGAUUGUGUUCAUUAUGUUCUGACAAGAGAUUUGAUCGAUUGAUGUUUGUUGGAUCAUAUCUACUAUUCAUCUCAAUCGUUCAUACCGUUACGUCAAAUUUGAUGACGUCGGGUUACACUUACUUCCUUAUGCCUGAUGGUCGGAUUAAUAUUUAUGAAAAUCAAGAGACGGAAUGACCGAUGAUAAUUAUGAGAAUCAAAUUGGAAUUAAGUCCAACUCAAACCCUUGACGACAAGGGUGAAAACUAAAAAGGAUCAAAUUCAGUUAUGUGUGUUCUUUUAUUUUGUUUAUGCUUUAUUGUAAUUGUUUUUAUUUGGUUGAUUUGAAGGUUUGUCACUGGAUAAUAAUGUAUCAUUUAUGAAUUAUGUCUACCAAUAAAUUACUUUAUAAUAAUUUUGUCAUUUUAUAUCCUUAUAAUCAGUUGUAGGCCCAGAGUCAGCAGCCCAGCAUAGAGUUCCACGAAUUUCGUAAGGUUCCAUGUCCAAACAAGGCCCAUUCAGCCCAUAAAGAUUAUUAGCCCCAUAAACAAGGUUGACAGUACAUAUUAACAGAGCCCAGCCCAUCAUUUUACUAUAAAAUUAAUAUCUAUGCACAUCAAUUAGUGGAUGAAUUAUGUAGCGUGGUACAAUAGUAGAUAGUUUCAAUUGUAAUUUUGAAUCGGUUCUGCAUCCUCUUUUUAAGAGGUCGUUUGGUUAAAAAAAAUUCAGUGGAUGAAUUAGCUGUAAUCCGCAACUGUAAAAAUGACGGUAAUUAGUGGAUGCCAAUCACCUUUUUAACUUCCCAUUUCCCACUUCCUCCUUGCUAAAAUUGAACUGAAAAUAUAAUUGGUGAGACAAUGACCACCCAUAGUUGCCUUGCAUGUCUCCAUUAAUCAGGAAAUCUCAAAAGAAAUUAAUUGUAGAAAGUUUGCUUAUUUAACCCUUUUCCCUUUUAUACAAUAACUCGCAAAAUUAGGUACUGAUGAAUGCAUUAACACUUUCAUGAAUGAGAAAAUUGACUUUGGGGAAAAUGACAAAUUUAAUUUGUCCCUUCCAAUCUCCAUCCAUAACCAUUUUAAGCAAAAUAGGUAGUUAGUUUGUUAAUCCCCCAUGAUAAUGACCAUUAGCCAACCCCCACCACCCACCAUAAUCUCACCACUUUAUGUUCUAAUUUAAGUUUAAUAUAACCCUAUCUAACACCGGACCAAAGUUCGUACCUUUACGCGAAUAGCUUAACCGAAAAAAUGUUGAUACAUGUAUAUCGAAAACUGAAGGGAUGGGAUUAGGUGCUAACCAGGGGCGGAGCUACACAGUCCCUUGGGGGGGCUCCGGUCCCCCCGAGAAUUUCAAAAAUCACGUAUGAACACUCGGGAAUUCUGAAGUUUAUGAAUUAACUGGACUGUAGUUAAUUAAUGAAAGCGUGUUCUAAUAUGAUAAACAAAAUCUAAGUUGCUCCAGUGGAGCAUUGAUUAUCUUGUUAGCUGGGUGACUAGUGUUCGAUCCCCAUCAAUGUUAAUUUUUCAUUUUUUCUCUCCAAAACAAUUGAUGCCUACUUUCAUUAAUUGAUCCCAUUAAUGUCCACUUUUAUUCUUUUAACCCAUUUCCCUUAACAAUUGAUGCCCACUUACUCUAAUUACUUUCAUUAAUUGAUCCUAUUAAUGUUCACUUUUAUUCUUUUAACCCUUCCCACCUAAUCUAAUUCUUUCAAAAAAUGUUUUGUACAAUCCCCCGGGUAACUAGGUCUCUAUGAAAUUUGUGAAGUUUCAUAAUUAAUAUGAUAUUAUUUU
This is a messenger RNA of Linum trigynum, 2221 nucleotides long. Lineage: Eukaryota; Viridiplantae; Streptophyta; Magnoliopsida; Malpighiales; Linaceae. The record is from the annotation of a GenBank genome assembly.